AUGGCAGCCGACGUUUGCGCUGAGCAGCUGCCGUCAACAUCAUAUGCGACCGCAGCGACAAUUUCAUCAUCCUCAACCACAUCAAUUAUGCAAGUUUCGCAAGCAGUGGUCAAGGUAGCAACAUCGACCAAUCUUCUUCUGGAAUCAUGUUAUAUGAGCCAAAAUGCAUCUUCAUCCUCAUUUAACUAUCACCAGGAUAAUGAAGAAGUUGGAACAACAUUCGCAAUAUCAUCGUUACCUCCUGAAAUACAUCUGCAUAUUUUGAAGCAUUUACCACGAUAUGAUAUUGAUAACUGUCGAUUUGUCUGCAAAAGAUGGAAGGAAAUGAUCGAUCGUAACAAUCAUUCACUCAGGAAACAUCUCGUACAAAUGCUCGAACUUCGGGAAUACAAAUCUCGAUUCAUCCUCACUUUAAAUUGUUCAAAUAUCUUGAAAAGUUGGACAUUUUGCGAACAUAUUACAAAUCGCUUGCCUUUCCGCCUUGGAAAACGACGACGUACCAGAACUUUAACAACAUUUGACAAUAAUGAAGAAGAGCAGCAGCAACGAUAUAAUGUGAAUGAGCAGGAACAGCAACAACAACAACAACGACGAUCUGCAGCAAAAUUACCUCAUCUGCUUAUUUGUGUAGGACAGGCUUCUCCAUCUAAUUCUUACCUACCUGUCUUACUGCCGAAUAUAUCAAAUGAGAGUAAUUGGCAUACGGAGGAUCACGAUGAACGAAAGCGGCAAGAACAUACACCAUCACAAUUGUUAUGCGAACGAAUUGCGAAAUAUUUCCGUGAAGCGGAUAUUCAUUUUUUAAGAUUAACUGAAAUGCGAUUUACGGAUCGUUUCGUAGAUCGUCUUUUAGAAGUUUUUGGAACAUGUAAAAUACGAUGUAGAAAAGUGGAAAUAAGCAUGUGCAAGCUAACUUAUGUAUCUCCAAAGAAAUUCCAUCAAUUUCUUCAUUUGAUUGAAUGUCAGAAAUUAUCACUCAUUUGGUUACGCGGUAAUCAUGGUCAUAUAAAUAAUUCUCGACAAUUCCUUUCUGAAUUUCUUAGUCUUAGCUUUUUGAGCAUUUUUGCUCUUACACCUCAGACAGCCAUUGGUGAUGAUCAAUUCCUGGCUAAUUUUCUGGAAGGCAAAGCUACGAAAUGUUUGGAACAAACUGUUCUUCGAAUAGAUAAUAGUGCAAUCACUACAAAUGGAUUCUGUCGAGCUAUUGAAAAAUGGAAACAAACCAGUGUACGUUGGAUUCUGAAUCUUUGUGUAGGCUCGGAACACAUUGAUAUUGAUGAUCUUUUGAAGCAGUUAUCGUUGAACCAAAGUAAACCACGACAAGGUGCAUUCCGAAUACCUCAUCCACAACUAACUGAUGAAGCGCUUUUAUUGUGGGAUGAUAAAGAUGGUUUGCAUAUAGCUAGCAGUGGAAAAUCGAUUUCCUAA
This is a messenger RNA of Cercopithifilaria johnstoni, 1428 nucleotides long. NCBI's taxonomy places the organism in Eukaryota, Metazoa, Nematoda, Chromadorea, Rhabditida, Onchocercidae. The record is from the annotation of a GenBank genome assembly.